Molecule: messenger RNA, 468 nt
Organism: Vicia faba (fava bean)
Lineage: Eukaryota; Viridiplantae; Streptophyta; Magnoliopsida; Fabales; Fabaceae
Source: the annotation of a GenBank genome assembly
AUGAAGGAGAGAGGGGGUUUGCAACGACUUACCUAUCAGAGACACUCUGAUGGUGAUUCAAUAGUGAAGAAGGUAAGAAGACCAGAGACGAAGCUUGCGAAGCCCAGAUUGAAGAAGAAGAUUAAGAUGGAGGAAUGGAUAGUGAUAAUGGUUGAUUCAGUACAGGUUUGGGUUCUGUUAAGAAGUUCAGUUAGAGGGUUGUUAGAGGUUGUUAGAAACAGUUGGGGGAACUGGUAUCAUGAGAAGCGUUGGGUUAUCAACGACCAAGUGUGGACGAGUUUUCUAAUGGUGCUUCCGGGAACUUUCUUUUCACGUAAAGGGCAUAGCUCCCUUGUAAACCAUGAUUUUAUGGAUUUGUAUAUUCGAUGCAGGUUUUUGCAAAGUAUGUUGGCUUGGACAGUUUUGGGUGUUAGGUCAUCCAUAGGUAAUGAGGAACCUGAAGUUGGUGAGCCACUCAGGAAGUCUUGA